Punica granatum (pomegranate) is the source of this 1365-nucleotide messenger RNA. NCBI's taxonomy places the organism in Eukaryota, Viridiplantae, Streptophyta, Magnoliopsida, Myrtales, Lythraceae. The record is from RefSeq and is a predicted model, not a curated record.
CUUCUAUCUAUAUAACAUCACUGCAGCAAUUACAUCCUGAACCAGGCAACCUAAGCUUAAGAGGCCAUCAAUUACCUUAUCCCAGCAUGUCUUCCCUAAAGUUUUUUUCCAUAGUUCUGUUCUUGAUCACUCUCAAACCAAUUGCAGCCAUUCACUACAAAGUCAUUGAUCGCGCAGAUAAGAAUCCCAAUAAGAGCAAGUUCAGGAGUCUGAUUGGGUACUCCUAUGCAGUCCAAGGCUUUUCCGAGGCCAACGAGUUUGUCCUUAGGACAUUCAAUCUGAAACCGGAUGAGGUCAAACAGUACGAUGAGGUGAGACUGACUAUCGAGAGCUUCAAAGAGUACGGGCUAGGAAGAUAUCCCCUAUCAGUUGCCAGCACUGUAGGCAACGAGGUCCGCAUAAACACAGAUUACCUGGAAAAUUUCCAAUCAGGCGAUGUGUAUGAUGAGUUCAUGGGGAUCUUGUUUCAUGAGACCACUCAUCUCUGGCAGUGGGAUGGAAAGGGGACGGCCCCAAAAGGGUUGAUCAAUGGAAUAGCCGAUUUCAUGAGGCUGAGCGCCGGGUGGCCCUCUGUGGGCUGGACCCAGCGAAGGGGCUCGGGGUCGAGGUGGGACGAGGGUUAUGCAGUAACUGCUUACUUCCUGGAGUACUGCAGUGACCUUAAGUUUGGGUUCAUAGCCGAGCUCAAUGCUAGGAUGAAACACUACUAUAGUGACAACUUCUUCAGACAACUUCUGGGGAAGAGUGUACAUGAACUGUGGGAAGACUACAAGGCAGAUUAUGCAAAGAAAGAUCAAUUCCUAGCCGGAAUCGUGAAACCAACUUAUAAACAAGCCGAAGAACCUGUGUGGUUAGAAACCAUCCCCAAGGAAUCAGCUUCAUCGGAAGGCUACUUGCAAGUAGACGUUAAGGGAGUUUAUGGAGUGGUGCAGAUUUCACCUGAUCAGUACGAAGCUGAUUUGGACAUCGAGCGUCAGAUGAAUAAAUACCCAACUGAGGAAAAUGUGAAGUUCCCGCAUCAGCCUGAGAAGUCGUCCAAGAGCCUGAAGAGUGUUUCAACUGCAGAAAAUCACGGCACGCAUAGCAUUCCUGUGCAUUUCUCCCAUAUAUGCACUGGGUUCAAGGAUUGCCUUGUCACUGAGCUCAACGACAUGGUGGAGAAGAUCCUUAGCUCCGUCCCAACUUCCUGCAAUGGACCGAGAAAGAUUGGUAUGGGUUGCUGGAAAAACAGGCAGUAGAGCAUGCAACAUCGGAUAACAAUGAACCAUAAUUGAUGCCAGCAAGUAUCUAUGUCGCUUAUAAUAUGAAUAUCAAUGUUUUCUUGGUGUUUCUUAGCAUGGAGUUGUGAAAAGUGCUACAUAACUA